This is a messenger RNA of Dicentrarchus labrax (European seabass), 2915 nucleotides long. RefSeq lists its product as uncharacterized. Bases 715 to 2382 code for a protein of 555 amino acids. Gene Ontology annotation, molecular function: zinc ion binding; nucleic acid binding. NCBI's taxonomy places the organism in Eukaryota, Metazoa, Chordata, Actinopteri, Moronidae. The record is from RefSeq and is a predicted model, not a curated record. The transcript is spliced from 2 exons.
CACCCUUUAUAGGAUAAUACAAUAACCAGUGCAGUGUUAAAUAGAACACCAAUUUUAUUGUGAAAGAUUAAUAGAAAAAUUAAAAAAAAAAAAAAAGAAUUAAUCUAGGGGGAAAAAAGAAAGCGGAACCAAAGUGUGGGGAUCGUUGCACCACGGUACCCAGGUGAGAGGCACCUCCCUCUUCUCUCAGACAGAGAUUUGGAGACGAAGAAGGCGGUUUGCUCUUUCACUCAUUCACGCUGUGAUUCUGUUUUCCAGGGUUGCAUCUAGGAGAGUUGAGAGCAGUGAACCCCAGUCAAAAUCAUUUGUUACUCCAGUUACACUAUUUGAAACUCGUAACAAACUGUGGGGGCUCGUCCGGGAUCUCUCCUCAUCACAACCAUCGGAGGAGCAGAUCCAGAGAUACUAGAACCACACGACCAAGGUGACAAGACGCUGCUGCAGGCCAGGAGUCAACCCGUGGGUGUCCAGGGAGGGAGAUCAAAGAGAAAAGGAUCUUCACCUCGCUUAGGAGCCGCACUGCUGAUCCUGAGGCCAACGCACACUAGUCGCUGGUGAGCCACACGGCUGAUCCUGUGGUGAUCACACACACCAGCAUCAGGGGAAUCUCAUCUGUGAUCGGGAAGUCAAAGCGCACACACGCCACUUACCAAGUCACUACACCGCUGAUUUACUGAACUAACAAACUACAAAGUGACAUCAGGACUACACGCCAUGUCAGCAAUUCGCAAAGAACUAGUAUGGAGCAUCAAGAAACAACUAUUCAGACUCUCAAGCAACGACAUCUAUCAGGUUGCAAAAGACAUUGCAAUCGACAGUCAACACAAGGAAGAGCUGAAUCCGAAUGAUGAAGAAGGCUGCAUGGAGUAUGUCGUCUCAUACAUGCAAUCUGACACCUUACUAGAACUUGAGGAUGAAGGCAUGGGUCAAUUGUUGGUUUUAAAUGAUUUGAUAUGUAAAGUAAUUAAUGCUAAUGCUCCUGUUAAUUUUCCAGUGGGUGCAUUGGGUGAUAGUAACACACAUGUUACGCCGAGUCACAGUCCAUCCACUACAAUCCCAAAUUCUGCAUCUCAACCUCAUUCGCACCCUAACAGCACAGUUAUGCAAACACAACCCCACCCUAACACUCAUACUAAUACAACAACACAGUCAGUAGAAGAACUGAGACAAGUGUAUGAAGAGCUGGGUGAGAAACUGCGACGAUGUGAAUCUACAGCGACCCCACCAACCACAAGUUACCCCCACCAGGGUGAGUCACGGCCAUUCUCUAUGUCACAGAUGAUCUCGGAGAGACCAGUAGUGCUGAAGGACCUCUCCUACCUGCAGCGCAGAGACUUCAAAGUACAUGGUGGUCAGGUUGGAGACCAGAAUUCUGAUUUAAAUUACAACAAUAUAAGCAAACAAAUCGACGAGGGAGUGAAAGAGGGCUUCGCAGAGGUAGAGGUGGUCAGAGGGGUGUUGAGGAUCAUCAAACCAGGGGCCUUUAAGGAUAUGCUUGUAAACAAAGAUUCAAUUACAGUAUCUGAACUCAAAGGCUUCCUCAGGUCCCACCUCGGCGAGAAAGCAACGACUGAGAUGUUCCAGGAAUUGAUGUGCGCCAGGCAAUCAGACCAAGAAUCGCCACAGCAGUUUCUCUACCGCAUGAUUGGGCUCAAGCAGAAACUCCUUUUCCAGUCCCGGCAGGCCAGUACAGACAUUUCAUAUGAUCCCAAGACCAUCCAGGAAGUGUUCCUCCAUACUAUCUAUCAGGGUUUGGGGCCAAAGCACGCUGACCUCCGGCAGAGACUGAGGCCUCUAAUCUCAAACAGCCAAGUCACAGAUGAGGAAAUCCUUCGCCAGGUCAUGAAAAUAAUAAGCGAUGAGAAUGAGCACCAGCGCAGACUUGGCCAACCCCCCCGACAAAAGGCAACACAAGCACACAGCGCCAAGGUGGAGACAGGAGAUUGUAACAACAAUGACAAGUCACGGGAUGCAGUGUCAGACAAUAAAAAUCUCCAGACAAUACAACAGCUCACUGCUCAGGUGGAGACCCUUACACACAUGGUGGCUUCUUUAAUUGAUCAGCAGACAGCAAAUACUCAGGUGUCUUACCCUUUAACUAGGCCAGCUCACACCCAGUCACCCACUCCUUCUCAGUCAACCCCCAGCAGACCUGUCCAACCACAGAUGAGACAACCUGUAGUCCAGGUGAGAGGAAGAAUAGCUCGUUGUCCAAAAUGUACUGAACAGAACUUACAGGAGUGCAACCACUGCUUCGUAUGUGGAGAGGCAGGACACAGAGCAUUGGGAUGUCUGCAACGAGCCAGGGUGCAGGGAAACGGGGCCCGGUCUUUGUGGAGGGACGCCCAGAGACCGGUGAGCAGCUUCAGUCCCAAACAGUAACAAAUAACAAACAAAUAACAAGACACCCCAAGCAGAACAAACAACAAAAACCACAUGCACUUACCUGCCAGAGUAACAUCACCUGCAAGGCACCCCUAGUUGGAAAGAAAAGCCUGCUGAAAUGUUUGAUUGGCGGUUACCCAGCAACAGUCCUGUUUGAUUCAGGUUCGCAAGUGAGCAUUAUUGACCAGCAAUGGACUGACACUCACAUUCCUAACUAUACAGUGAGACCCCUUUCUGAGCUCUUAGAGGAAGAACUCGGCGUCUAUGCAGUCACUGGCCAUGCCGUCCCAUACAGUGGAUGGGUUGAGCUCACUGUCAACCUUGCAGGGAAUGAAGACCCCAAUCUCACCAUCCAGGCCCCUUUCCUAGUCAGCCAGCUGCCACUGCCCCAGCCCCUUCUAGGAGCCAAUGUACUGGAGGAGAUCAUCAGAAGGAAGGAGUCCUCAGGCGAUGCAGUUGCAACGGUUAUCAGCCUUCUCCGCAGUGCAUUUGGAAUAGAGGAGGAACAAGUCGAGGCCAUCGUGAAUUUC